This is a messenger RNA of Echinostoma caproni, 630 nucleotides long. Lineage: Eukaryota; Metazoa; Platyhelminthes; Trematoda; Plagiorchiida; Echinostomatidae. The record is from the annotation of a GenBank genome assembly.
UUGUCCAAUAAUUGUUAUUGUCUAUUCAUUUUUAAUGACUCAGGGGAGGCGGAAAUUCUCCAGUUAUUUCAAGCCAAGGAAUCUCGUGGCUCGGGUAAACCAUUACGUAUCCCCGUGGCCGGAUGCCGAUGUACCAAAGGACACCUAUUGGCCGGUCAACCGAAUAAUAAAUCUACGCUCUAUGAAACUAGUGAGGCAAUCGCUACGCACUACAGAGUUAUUCGUCCGAAAAGGCAAACCAAUCGCUCAACUGGUACAGAAUCACCAACGGAACACCAUCUGAAAGACACGGCAGAACCGGGAGAGAGUACAGAUAUACGAAGCGAUGGAACUGUGUUAGUUAGCCGAGCCACCUGUCGUUCGUUACGCCAUGAACGAACUGUAGUCGAUUCGAUUCGCAAAGGUGUCGAAUGUGGAUUAACUUUAGUCACAAACGAGCCCGGAGUCAGUGGGAGCACAAAACGUUCGAAAUCUAACGCAGCAUCGGCGACUGGAGACGGUGAGGAAACGUUUGUUUCCAUUUGGCAACCGGGUGAUAUCAUUCAGUGUUAUGUGCUUGUCCCGGAGCCCCGGAAAAUCGAGUGGCAAUUUGAAACGAAGAACGUCGCUGUUGAUGAAGCCACAGCUUGA